Messenger RNA from Oldenlandia corymbosa var. corymbosa, 1251 nucleotides. NCBI's taxonomy places the organism in Eukaryota, Viridiplantae, Streptophyta, Magnoliopsida, Gentianales, Rubiaceae. The record is from the annotation of a GenBank genome assembly.
CUAUUAAAAAGUUUGGAAAAACAUUGUGCCAGCCCACGCUGUUUAUGUCUACCACGGGCCGAGUGGCAAACCCCUUAUAAGAAUACUAGGGUUUCCGUCAUUUAUCUUCAAAAACCCUUGAAAUAGUCGUCGUCUGCAUUUUAGCCCUUCUUCCUUCCGCCGCUGAACCAGAAUCAGAAUGGUGAAGUACUCGAGGGAGCCGGACAAUCAGACUAAGUCUUGUAAGGCUAGGGGAUCUGAUCUUCGUGUUCAUUUCAAGAACACCAGGGAAACUGCACAUGCAAUCCGCAAGUUGCCCUUGGACAAGGCUAAGAGAUACCUGGAAGAUGUUUUGGCCCACAAACAGGCGAUCCCCUUCACACGUUUCUGUGGAGGUGUUGGGCGUACUGCUCAGGCCAAGAACAGACAUCCAAAUGGGCAGGGUCGUUGGCCUGUGAAAUCGGCCAAGUUUAUUCUGGAUUUGCUUAAGAAUGCUGAGAGUAAUGCAGAGGUGAAAGGCUUGGAUGUGGAUUCACUUUUCAUCUCUCACAUUCAGGUCAACCAAGCACAAAAGCAAAGACGCCGAACAUACCGUGCCCACGGAAGGAUUAACCCCUACAUGUCUUCCCCUUGCCAUAUCGAGUUGAUUUUGUCUGAGAAGGAAGAGCCUGUCAAGAAGGAGCCGGAGUCUCAGCUGGCCAGGAAGGCUUGAGGUCAAGGAAAAUAGAUAGAAGUUGCAUCUUUGUUACAUGUUGGGCAUCAGUUAAACAUUUUGUGAUCUGUUAUUUUCUUUGUGCUUAGUAGUGGAUGGGAGAUCAAGUUUUGCUACUAAUAGGGAUGAAUAUUGCUAUUCCCAGAAUGUUGGAAAAUCAAAGAGAGAUUUACUUGAUUUUUGUACUAAGCUGUUUUGUUCUAACUCAUGAAUAUCCCUAUUUCCUAGAACUUGUUACUUUUUCUUUAUUUUGAAUAUGUUUAGAUACUUUUCUACAAAAUUCUGUUUGAUUGUCUUUGUGUUCUCAUUUACUUUUGAGAGGACCAUACUGCAAAACUGCAAAAUGCAGUAAUGUCUAUAUGCUUGUUCUUUCUGAUAAAAAAAAAAAGAAAAUAGUAUUGUCCGCAAUUUGAUGCAUGCAGUUUCAAUAAUUGAAAACCAUUAUCUUUUCUGUUCAUUCAUUAUUUCUGUAUUUCAUAACGGCUGAAUUACUUAUGACUCAGAUCAUCUCUACUCUUUUUCUAGUUGCAUGUGUCUUCUGUUCUUGCUUAGUCGAUUCA